AUGGGUGUUUUCAAAUUGUUCAACUCUCCACAGAAUGUAGAGGAAUGCUUUAACAAGAGUGAAAGUUAUCCUGAUGGUGAAAUCCGAGUCACAUUUAAUGGCACUGGGGAAGUAUUUAAAAUUCAUAGAAUUGUUUUGGCCUGUAAAAAUAUGUCAUUCAAACAAUUAUUUAGUUCCUCUUCAAUGAUAACCAUCACAAAACACAAACCAUCCAUUGUUAGGAAAUUUCUCACUUUCUAUUAUAGUGGACGAAUUGACUGGGAAAAUAAUGAAAUUAUUCCUCUAUUACAGUUAUCUAAUGAAUAUUUCGCACCAGAAAUUGUAGUUUCUCUCCUUCACAAUUUGCAUGACAAUUUCACAUCAAUCAUUCAAGGAGACAAUAUAUUUGAAGAUGUAUUGAAAUUAUUGUCCAUUUUCAAUGAAACAAAGACUUCAAAUUAUUGCAAGAAUACUUUUAUUGAGACAAUUGUAGAUCCAAACUCAUUCAUGAAUGACAUGUUGAAACCUGUAUUAAUUACUAGACAACGAUCAAAUGUAAAUACUUUUACCAAAGCUUAUGUUCCUCCAUUCAAAUUAAAAGAGAAGGAGAAUUUGAAUUUCAUUGAACGAUAUGGAGGAAAGAUUUGGAAUGAAAAAUUCAAAUCAAUCAAAGUGAAAUGUUUGGAAUGUCUGCAAGGAAAUUUUGAAAAAUUCAUCAAGAAUCAAGUAUUCCUCUCCAUUGUAAAUAUUGAAGAUGUGAAGAGAAUAAUAAUGGAAUUGAGUGAGUUGAAUAAUUUUGGAGGUAGAGGCCAAUUUUUACCAGCACUAUUGAAUUGGAUCAAUCAUGAUUAUCAAAAUAGAUUCAAGGAUUCUUCUCUUCUUUUCAAUUUCUUACAAGAUUUGAGUGAGUCCUGCAUGUCAGAGUUGACCAUAUCCAAAAACAAACAGGUCAAAAAGCAAGAGCAAGAAGAUGAUUUCAAACUCACUAUCGAGCUUCCAACUCCUCCAAAAAGAGAAUUUAUUGAAAAAAAGGAAGAAAACACUCCAGAAAUUGCCAUCAAAAAGAAGAGUUCCAUUUCAUUCCUUGGUAUCGAUAUGGAAGAAGCUCAUUCAGCCAGCACUCCAGGAUCUCCAGUUAUUUCACUCGUGACCUCUCCUCAAUUGGAUGAGCUCAUUACUCCACCAAGUUCACAAAAAUCUGUCGAGACACCGUCCUCACAAACCACCCCAACACUCUCACCAACAAUUAGCUCUACAGACUCUGGUAAGAAAGUUGGUCGUUCCAAAUCUGCCUUCAUUCGUCCAAGAAUGGAGCAAGAGAAGGGUACCUUUGGUCACUUGAAAAGAUUGGCAACACCAUUUGCCUUUUCACAUUCAGAGACGGAUGAUCCAAUUCACUCCAAUGCUCCACCUAAAACUACAUUUGAGGUAGAGGAGGAAACUCUCUCAGAUUGGCAAGAAGUUGGACGCGUUGUCUCCUAUGUACCUGUGAAGAGAAUUGAGGAGAUUGUCAUUAAAAAACCUCAGGAAUAAAAUCUUGGCUUACAAGAUUACUUCU
Messenger RNA from Naegleria gruberi, 1537 nucleotides. RefSeq lists its product as uncharacterized. Gene Ontology annotation, molecular function: protein binding. The record is from RefSeq and is a predicted model, not a curated record. Lineage: Eukaryota; Heterolobosea; Eutetramitea; Acrasida; Naegleriidae. The transcript has a single exon. Bases 1 to 1512 code for a protein of 503 amino acids.